CACAAAAGUGAACCGUAUAUUCAACCCCAAGAUUGAUCAAUCCAGUCCACAAUGCAGUCUCCAUUCUCUUCACCGGCAAUCCCACCAGAUGCAGAUCUCAAUUCUUCUCACCUCCCUCUUGUUUCUCUCCGUCUCUUUCCCCUUCUCCCCCGCUCGAGGUUUCGAGCCAUCUCCAGUGCCGGUAUAUUUUGACGGAUCGCCGGUGGGAGGAUUUCCUGCUUUAGAGCCAGAUUCUAGUGGGAGUGGCGAUGGACUUUCUCCGUUGUCACCGGCAUUUGUGGAAUCUCCCCCUCCAGAGAUGGUAACGCCGGUGGGGAAUGAAGGAGCGGAGGACGUAGCUCCGGCGCCAAAGGAAGAUGGGAGUCAGAGCUUCGGCGAGAUCCCGCCGAGUAUUCCGGAGCCGGAAUACGCGGGAGAGGGGAUGGUGAGGUGGUGCGCUGUGAGAGAGAAGUAUGAGGACUGUCAGUUGCUCGUCAGUAUUUUGGGCCAAUCCGAUGGUUACACGUGGAAGUGUGUGAAAAAAGAGACCGUUGAAGAAUGUCUACACUCAAUCAAGGAAGGAAAAGCAGACAUAACGAACUUGGAGGCAGGGAUGGCUUACACUGCCUUCAUUAACCACUCAAUGAAAGCCAUUGCCAAUGAAGUACACUGCGACCGUGCCCACAGCUACGAAGCCGUCGCAGUUGUUAGCAGAAAAGCCUGCAUGGACAAGAAUGAAAUCAGCAUACUGGAUUUCAAGGGACGCAAAUCUUGCCACGGCGGCUACUCCACUGCCGCUGGAUGGAACUAUCCCAUUAACCAUGUAAAACAAGAGUCAUAUAAUUCAUCAAAAGGGAUGAAUGAACGAGAAAUUGCUACUAGCUUUUUCUCUGAGGUGUGUGCACCUUCCGAGUUUGCUGGAGCAGGGGUGUGUAGUGGUUGUAGCAAUGAGAAUGGUUCCUGCCAUCCAAGCAGCUUGUACUUGGGAGAUUCAGGAGCAUUUCGUUGCCUUGUGGAGGAAUUGGGGGAUAUUGCAUUUGUAAGGGGAGAUACUGCUCUGCUGUAUUCCAUGGAGGGGACUCAUAAUCAGUCUUGGUCCACCAAGUCAGUCAGGGACUUCAUGUACCUAUGUCCACAAGGGGGUUGCAGAGAAAUCAAUGGCUACCCUGGAUCUUGCUCAUUUGGAGCUGUUCCUGCAGAUGUGAUAAUGGCCAGCAAUUCCGUCCCAAAGAAAAAGAAAUUGCUGGUUUUGAAGACACUAACAAAUGUCACCUUGAUUGACGCUCUCAUCGCAGGAAGGAAUGGUGCUACUAAUUACCUUCUUAGUCCAAGUACUCAAGAACUAGCUGUAGUCAAGAAGCUCACAAGGUCUUACCUUGGAAAAUCAGCAUUAAUAUCAAAAAGCUUGCAAGAAUUUAGUAAUCCGGGUAAUGAAGCCGUCCGGUCUACAGUAAACUCAGUUACAGCAUCUCAGCCAUCUUCAUGCCAUCAGAAUUCACCGGUUAUCACAUUGUUCUCGGUGUUACUAGUACUCGUGGUACAAUUCAAUUGAUUCUGAUGCUAUACACUCCAUUGAGCUGAAGCUUGGAAUCUUUAUUGUUGCUUUCUGCUGCCAAGAAGGUAAACAUAAAGCCUGCAAUGGGAUUAACAAUGGAACUCUUGAAUAGCCGAACUCCGCUUAGAGUAUUUUUUGGUCAAUAAACUUUCUAAAAUCAA
Messenger RNA from Rubroshorea leprosula, 1695 nucleotides. Lineage: Eukaryota; Viridiplantae; Streptophyta; Magnoliopsida; Malvales; Dipterocarpaceae. The record is from the annotation of a GenBank genome assembly.